Molecule: messenger RNA, 2766 nt
Organism: Budorcas taxicolor (takin)
Lineage: Eukaryota; Metazoa; Chordata; Mammalia; Artiodactyla; Bovidae
Gene: SLC35B4
Product: solute carrier family 35 member B4
Exons: 10
Coding region: 80-1075 (331 amino acids)
Biological process (GO): transmembrane transport
Cellular component (GO): endoplasmic reticulum membrane; Golgi membrane
Molecular function (GO): UDP-N-acetylglucosamine transmembrane transporter activity; UDP-xylose transmembrane transporter activity
Source: RefSeq, a predicted model, not a curated record
GCGGUAGCCGGGCUUUCAGGGGUAGUGGUCUAGUUGGGCGCUUCCUCUGCGCUCUCGCUCCCCUUCCCCUGUCUUGGCAAUGCGCCCGGCCUUCGCGGUGGGCCUGGUUUUCGCAGGCUGCUGCAGUAAUGUGAUCUUCCUAGAACUCCUGGCCCGGAAACAUCCAGGAUGUGGGAACAUUGUGACAUUUGCACAGUUUUUAUUUAUCGCUGUGGAAGGCUUCCUCUUUGAGGCUGAUUUGGGAAGGAAGCAUCCGGCUAUCCCAAUAAGGUACUACGCCGUAAUGGUGACCAUGUUCUUCACUGUCAGCGUGGUGAACAACUACGCCCUGAAUCUCAACAUCGCCAUGCCCCUGCACAUGAUAUUUAGAUCUGGUUCUCUAAUUGCCAACAUGAUUCUGGGAAUUAUCAUUUUGAAAAAAAGAUACAGUAUCUUCAAAUAUACCUCCAUUGCCCUGGUGUCUGUGGGGAUAUUUGUUUGCACUUUCAUGUCAGCGAAGCAAGUGACUUCCCAGUCCAGCUCAACUGAGAAUGAUGGAUUCCAGGCAUUUGCAUGGUGGUUGCUAGGCAUUGGGGCACUGACUUUCGCUCUUCUGAUGUCUGCAAGGAUGGGUAUUUUCCAAGAGACUCUGUACAAACAAUUCGGGAAACACUCCAAGGAGGCUUUGUUUUAUAAUCACGCCCUUCCACUUCCUGGUUUCAUCUUCUUGGCUUCUGACAUUUAUGACCAUGCAGUUCUGUUCAAUAAUUCUGAACUGUAUCGGGUUCCAGUCGUUGGUGUGACGGUGCCCGUCAUGUGGUUCUACCUCCUCAUGAAUGUCAUCACUCAGUACGUGUGCAUCCGGGGCGUCUUCAUUCUCACCACAGAAUGCGCCUCCCUCACCGUCACCCUUGUCGUGACGCUGCGCAAGUUCGUCAGCCUCAUCUUUUCCAUCUUGUACUUCCAGAACCCUUUCACCCUGUGGCACUGGCUGGGCACCUUGUUUGUCUUCAUUGGGACCCUCAUGUACACAGAGGUGUGGAACACCCUGGGGGCCACCAAAGGCCAGCCUCAGAAGGAGGAGAAGAAGAACUGAGGCCCACCUGCAGUAGAGAGACCCGAGGCUGAUGGGCUGGGGCCUGGCUGCUAUUUCACCUUGGUUAAUGCUGAAUUACCCGCCGGGUACCAGGGAAUCCUCAGAGGGAGGGGCUUCUCAGAUUUCUCAUGGCUCUGCAGACCCACAUUUGUGGACCCUGAGUAGAAGCCCCUCUACCCUGAAGUAGAAAAGAGAACGGUUCUCCACUAUCGGGUAGCCCUGUUCAUUUGUUAUUUCUGUUUUGUUUACCAAAAUAUUCAGCACUGUACUGGCUUACUGUAUUCUGAGUCCCCAGAGCUACUAGUUUUAUAUCCAUGGUCUCAGACAAGAUUCUCCCUGUUCUGAUGAUUCUCUUCUGUAACAGCCAUCCUCCUCCUGGGGCCUUGACCCCUUGCUCCAUCACCCUGCCACCCGCAGCUCCACUUUUCCAUCUGACGCUCCAGGCACCCUCACCAGGAAGAGAACUGAGGCUCCGGUGAUAGUGGGGCUGGGCUUUCUCCCGAGAGUUGGGAAAGAAGCAGGUAUCCCUAUGUGCCCUGGUGACACUGGGGCAAGACUGGUGGGAAUCCUUUCCCACAUUUUUCCUUUUUUUCCUCCCUCUAUGCAACAGUCAUGUGCUUUCAUACCUUUUGCUUUCUACUGCAGCAAUUCUCUAUGGCACAGUGCUAAAGAAGAGUUGUAUAUGAAUUGGGAAAGAGAGACUUUUACUCUCUGUCUUCUCUCAGUUGUCUGAGUCAUUUAACCUCAGGGUUAGAUGGUGAUGCCAGGAGGACACAGGAGAAACUGGCCAAGAGGGCACUUGGAGAGCCUCGGGCUCUCCCGCCUCUACACCCAGCCAGGCAUUCAGGGCGGGUUCCACGUGGGAGAGAGGUUAAGUCUUUGAAAUGCUGCUUAAUCAGAGAGGUUCAUCUCUGCCUGGCAACUCUUUUCAGAGUUAUGACCAGUCAGGCUAAUGGGUAAACCAAUAUAUUCAGUACAUGUGGGUGUGGCGUAUCAGGCCAAACUACAUCUGAAAUAGAAGGGUUUUCUUUUUUUAGUGUUCUUUCUGGGUUUGAGGGUGAGCGUGUGUUUUUAUAUGUAGAAACCUGUCCCCCCCUUUUUGCUAAUCAUUUCAAAUGUCUGGUUUUCCUCCCAUGGGAUAAUUUUGAGAAAGAACAACAGCGUUAGGGUGGUGUGUGUAGGGGUGUGUAUGCUCUUGUGUGGUUUGUGAUCACUGGUGAGAGGAGAACCUGAAAGUCAGUGUUUUAUUUCCUCAUCCUUCAACAGCCCUGACCUGCAUCACCUCACCAGGUAUGUGCUUUGAGGGUCCAUCAGAUUUACCAGCCUCUCUUUUUGCACAUAGAGGCCUCUCCUUCUGUGCUGGGCACAGAUUGUGUUCUUAAAUCGAGAGGUGGCUCUCCAAGUCUCCUGGGCUCACCCAAGGUAUGAUGUGUUUAUUCCAGUUUCAGGAGCUGUUCUCUGAUGGGCCUGAGAUGAGUGUCCUAGAAACCCUGGGUCACUUUGGGGGAAGUCAGUUAAGCUGCCUUGGGUUUUUUGUUACAUACAGUAUGGAUACUGUUUCUCCAUCUAAGUCCCAGGGUUUUCAGAUCGAUUUGUUGUUCUGGACAUUGACAGCUGUGCUGUGCCAGUGAGAGUCUAUACUAAAAGAUGCUGAAUUAAGUGUGAAUUUGUUCAUGUACUCAAAAGGUAUU